CAGACGUGACAAGUGCGGCCGACUGGAUCUCAACUCAGUCCUAAUUUUCCAGCCUGUAGGCUUUAAAACUACAUAUUCGCUGUUUUUACACCGAGCUGGACGUGUGUGCUCGGUGCCAUGGUGGACUGAUACGUGUUAGGACGGGAAGCUGCUGCACAGCGGAUGAAGUGUUCAUCUGUAAGCUAGUUUUGGUCCGCCAGUUAGUAGUAACAACCGGGUGCUGUGAUACUGUUAGCCUGCCCCAAACUGCUUCACCAAUUCCUGCUGAAAGUGAGACCCAAAAACCCUCACGGUGGAAACGAGAAGGAGAGCAAAGAUGAAUGCUGUGCGGGGAGGCACAGUCACCUGGCGUCCCCAGCCAUGGCAGGACGGGGACGGGGGUGGAGGGGAACCUCUGUCAGACAGCGACUCAGAGGAGGAGGACUUCCCCGAUGACAGCACCACACCUUUGGGUGACUACAUUACACAAGGACUGAAGCAGCUCCUGGAUGCCCAGCAGUUGUGUGAUGUUACUUUGCUUGUUGAGGGAAAGAAGUUUAUGUGUCACAGAGUCCUCUUGGCAGCCGUGAGCCCAUACUUUCGAGCCAUGUUCACCAGCCCUCUGGUGGAGUCCCGCCUCACUGAGAUCCGACUGGAGGAGGUUACUCCAUCUGUCAUGGAGACUGUCAUUCAGUUUGUGUACACCGGUGAGGCCGGGCUCUCUCUGGACACGGCCGAGGAUCUGUUUGUGGCUGCCAACCGGCUUCAGGUCAUGCCUCUCCAAGAUUUGUGCUCCAGGUUUCUAUUUGAACACCUUUCAGUGGAUAACUGCCUGGGGAUGUACUCUCUUGCUCGCUCUCACCAUGACCAGCUGCUGCUGCGUGCCUCCCUGCGGCUGGUAGCCCAGCACUUUCCCCGGGUGGCCCGGCAGAAAGACUUCCUCCUGCUGGACCACGGCACUUUGGGCAGCCUCCUGAGCUCCGACCGUCUGGGAGUGGACUCUGAAGCAGAGGUUUACGACGCGGCUCGUCGCUGGGCAGAGCAUCAACCCUUGGAUCGCUACGCCCACAUGCCUGCGCUGCUCCAUCACCUGCGGCCAGGGCUGCUGUCCCAAGAGGAGAGCCGGAGACUUUGUCAGGAGCUGGGGCCCGCUGCAGCUGGCGAGGGCCUUGGGGGGCCUUUGAGACCUCGGGAGGGGAUGUUUGAGAAAAAGAUUGUCUGUGUGGACCUAACGCCUCGAGAAGAGGAGAAUUUAGCCUUAAGAGACUACACAGUGGACUGCUUUGAUCCUCGGACAGGGAAGUGGGAGAAGCUAGCAGCACUGGGCUCUCUGGUGAGUCCUGGCUGUACGGCUGUAGGGGACCGGCUGUUUGUAGCAGGGGGGAUCCUUAGAACAGGCUCCGUUUCUGCAGCUGUGCAUGAGUAUGACGCAGUGCUGGACCGCUGGAUUGAAAGGCCUUCAAUGUUCCAGCCUCGGGCUAUGCUGGGUCUGCUGGGCUGUGGAGACUCGCUCUAUGCUUUAGGGGGUAGUAACCGUUCAGCUCUGCUGGACUCCAGUGAAACUCUGGAGCUCUCUACUCUGCAGUGGGCCCCAGGACCUCGACUACCCCUCCCUCUGCGCGCCUUUGCCUGUGCAGCACUGCGUGGGCGGCUCUACCUUCUGGGUGGGACAACACUUGAACAGAACCGGGCUGUGGUCCACUCAGGGGUGCUUAUUUAUCACACCCUAACAGACUGCUGGACACGUGUGUCUCUGGACUCCGGUGCCACCUGUCUCGCUGGAGGAGUAGCUGUUCGAGGAGGAGUCUGUGCAAUCGGAGGAUAUAUGAGAGAUACCACCAAGUUUCUGGAUGGAAACUACACUAAUCUGGAGACUUUAGACGCCACAGGGCGGGUGCUGUUUUUCAGAGAGGGUAGGGGCUCCGGAGUGGAGCGGGAGGUGACUGGAGGAGGGGUCAUGGUCAGCACAGAGCAGCGGGGCGGUGCAGGCGGUGGAAGCGACCGAGCCCCAAGCCCUGUGGUGUUCCCCGGGCUGCCCCGGCGGAUAGCAGCAGGGGGCGUAGCCAGGUGGAAACGCAGGAUUUAUGUGCUGGGUGGGGAAAACGGCUCACGCUUCUAUGACAGCGUGUACUGUUGGAAGCCUGGCUGGCGCAGCUGGGUGCAGAGACGAGAGAAACUUCCAGGAGACACUGGAGGGGUGAGCCAGUUUGGGUGUACCACUUUAAAGUUCCCUAAGAAACAUAUCCUCUCCAGACUGAGACUAGCCAAAGAAAACUGCAAGAAGGCAGUUGACUAGCUUAACAGAGAGCAGAAUGACUGAAGUCGAGGCUGUUGUUCGUGUGACACAGAUAUGAACUCCAGGCUGACGUUGAAUUAGCUUCUUCUUGACCUCAUUAAAUGCUGGUCUUCAGAUGAAGUAACAAGGAAGAGACAGUUUUGUACAAUGUGAGUGCAGCCACAGAGAAGGCCUGUAAUGGAUGCAGAAGAAUCUAAAAAAAAAACUGAUCAGAAAAACGUACAGGCAGAAAGCUUGUGGAGCCAGAAACUUGUAGUCAGGCAUCUUGCACCUGAAUGUAACUUUAUCCACUAUUGGUCAGAAGAGUCAGGUCCUUUGACGAAGAAAAAGGCCUUUUAUUGGUUUCUUUCUUAAACUGUGUAAUGGUAAUUUCUUUUCUUACCGGUGUAAUAUUUGUAAGGCUGUUUGGAAACCUUUUAAUGCUGUGAAAUUUCAGAAUUGUUCGGUUUAGACACAAGGAUACAGGAUUGGUGUGCACGCUAUGUUGCACCUCAUUUGCCUAAACAUUGUGAAUGAAGCCCUCUUAAAUGAAUUAAGGAUGAACUUAAUUCAUGAACCACAAAUGAGCCUAACUUCUGAAAAAAAAAGCAUUUUAACAGAUUAACUUGUACCAUCAGUCAUUUUGUAUUGUAGUAGGUUCCCUAUGAUUUUUAGCUGAAUCAUUCUUCACAAAACAAUGCAGGGGAAACAGCAGGGACUGCUGUAAACUAUCAAACCUGACUGCAAAAUAACCUCCAGUCUCCACUGGUUUUGUAAGACACAGAGUAGCUGCAAGGGUCUCCCCCUGUCAAAAAAUACAGUUAAACAGAGUAAUGAAAACUGACAAUAACAAGGUAUAGUCCUAGAGACAAAUUUACCCAAGAAUUAAAUGCAAUUUAGAUUUAUAAGAUAUGAAGUUAGAAAAGAAAAGUCAAAAUUGAGUUCAAAACAAUGCUUAAACCAGGAAUGGUAACCAGGAAAGGCAGUGUCUGCUGGUAAAGACGUUAAAGUGUAUUGCAGAGUUUCAACUAAUGCUAGCAGCCGCAGCACUAACCAGCCUUCACUCCUCCUUGCUACCUCACAUUUGAUAACAGUCAUUUUUACUGAGCUAACCUUGAACACAUCAUAGUAUAACAGUCUGUCAGCCGGUCAAGUGAGCUAACUAGCUUUUAUUCUGCUGAUUUUAACACAGAUUUUAAAUUUGGUUUGCUACAAACGUUGGGAGUUUUUUCUCUGCUUAUUUGAGCAGAUGAGGAUGAUAACUGUCAUUUAGCAGCUAAAGCUAGUGUUAUGAGUGGGUGCUACUCCCAGCACUGUUUUUUCCAAGGUUAAGUUUCCCCUUGCAAGAACUGGUGUAUGUUUUUGCGCCUGAGAUAUUAUAAAAUGACAUCAAGUCACAAGACCAUCAUCCAUGAGACCAUCCAUGAGUGUCGAUAGCAGUAUCAACAACUUAAACUGAUUUUGGGUUUUGAAUUAUGCAGCUACUCUGUCUUAAAACACACAUCACCCUGUUACCUCUCCUUCAAUAACAGAAAUAAUUGCAUCAGUUGACAAACAGAGGGUGGCAAAGUUGGCAAGAUGUGGGAAGCCAAAAAGCCAUGUCAACUGUCAAUAUAGAUUACCAGAUUUUGCGUGAAUACGACUCUGCUAGUGUCUACAGCCCUUUGUUUGCAAACUUUUUGCAUGGGGAAUAUGUGUAUUCAGCUGUAAAUAUAGUGACUAUAGACCGUGGCUAAAUGGCUACACAGCAAAGGGUUAUAAACUUCAUGUUAGAUGAGAUAGGUUUGAAAGGUUCCAGACUUAUAAAGCUAACCUGAAGAUCAACAAGGAAAGAGACAAAUUUUUGGCUUAAAAUGGGUUUAUUUACCUGUUCCUAUGCAAACCUGAGACAUAACUUGGAUUAGAUGACUCAAUACACCUGGUUAAGAUGCUAAACAUGAGACAACGAUGAUCCUGAUAGCAAUACAGCCUAAUGUUUGGUUGUUGUUUGUUAAAAAUAAUAAUUUAAUAAUUGUUAAAAAUAGUAAUUGCAGGGAUGUAGACUCUUCUGUUGGAUUUCUGCUUUCCCAGUAGCUAUGAGAUAAAUCAUAAUGGCUACUUGCUAGGCAGUAGUGGAACCAGUUUGCAAUGGUCUAGUCUAACAGCAUCAUGGUCAGCUUGGCAUCAGCCUUGCAGCCCAUGUUUCAUAACUCAAGUCUGACUUCUUGCUUAGUUCCUCUCUUUUUCUCCUCUUAGCUUCAUCUGUUGCCAUCCUCUUUGUGUCUUACUGCCUUAGUUAUUGUAUGGGGACAGGCUAUCUGGCUUCUUUAGUGCUGAAGGCUGGUGUGUGGGUAUUAUAAAGCAAUUCUCAUGAGAGAACUUCAGUGUGCAUCUGAAGUUGAAUAGUGCUGAAAGCAGGCGACUGGGGGGGUUCUGUGGAAAUGGGACAGAUCAACGUUUCGCAACCUUUUUCUGUCAAAAUUUGAAGUUUCAAGUCAAAAUAUAUUAGUGGAGAAGCUCUAUGGCUACAGAGGGUGACAUAUUUGGGUGCCAAAACUUCAAGAAGUUGUGUUGACUUUUAGAAAGUGCUUUGACUCAUACUGGCAUCAAGCCUUCCUCAGGAAGUCGUGUAGACUUAAAAAACAUACUUUUACUGGUGUCUCACUCCACAAACACCUGCCAACUGAAAAAAAACUGCAUGGGUCUCUCGCAGUGCAUACUAAUGUAAACCUAUUCAUUUGCUGAGCCUGACGUUGACGUCAUUUUAGAGAAGGAGCAUAUGAAACAAUUUUGUAAUUACAUUGGGACAGCUGAUUUUUUUUUCCACAAUUUCAUGGUCAUUUUUGGAGACUUUAAAGCAUUUUGAAGUUACCCCUAAUGAAGUCAGAAGGUGCCCCGGGGUGCUGAGAUAGACGCUUUUCACCCAUUUAAAGUAUUUCUAUGAUCUGAUUGACUUUGAAACAACUGUUUUAGUGGGAGAGAUUCAUAUUGUUGCUUUGAGCCAGAACACUCUGUCUGAUAAAAUUAUAAAGUUGUUGUGACUUAAACAGGAAGCAGCGGUUUAAAUUGUCCUCAACAUUAAAUGAUAAUGUUUUUAUAUGUGGAGUUUGAAUGAGUGUAGUGAAGUGGUGCAGUGAAAACAUAAUAGUUUUUAAACAACCAAACCCAAAAUGAUAUUAUUGAUUGUGCUGAAUACUGCAGAGCAUUAGGAAGAUGAUCCUGAGUAUCCUUGUGUCUUAGACAAGCACUUUGAUCAGCACAUUUCCAAGCCCUUCAAUCAGGAGAUUUGUUUGCUUUGAUUAAGUAGCCAUGUUAAAAUAACUUUUUUAAACUUCCUCCAGCCACAGGAUUUCUGAAUGUUUUUGGCCUGGAGUUUCUGAAUUAUCUGAACACAUUAGAGUUCCUCUUAAUUUAUUGAAAUGUGUUUGAAAGUUGUUUUUUUAAUGUUAAUUUUCAUUCUGGAUGGCACUGUAAAAUUAGACAGUCAAGGGAAGAAUGAGUGAAUGUGUUUGGAUGUGAAAUGUGACUGAAAUCUUAAUUUAUGAUUUUAGAUGAGGUCAGAUCGCUUUUUCAGAAAUGUAAGCACAAUGUUUUGCUUUAAGUCGCUAUAUUUUCUGGGAUUUUUUUUCUUUGGUUUUCCUUACAUUCUGCUGGAGAUGGGUUUGUAUGAAAACCACUGCCAGCAGGGACUGAAAAUGCUGAAUUUAAACAUUGUUGUCUUAGACUGCAAACUCCUAAACAGUACCAGGAGGAAAUUUAGACUUUGAGAUUGUUUUUAAGAUUUGAAAGAACUCCUACCUUCACAGAACCUGAAGGUAUAAGAUUUAAUGGAUUUCUGCGUCACUGUGUGAUUCCCAUGAGUUUAACAUAUAUGGGCUUUAAAGUGUGAAACCCAGCAGGGAACUUUAUUUUUUGAUCAAAUACACUCGUACAUUGUUUAAUUAACUUAAGUAUCUUAACAAUAACUGGGCAAACACAAUAAACCAAGCAGUUGGUUGUUUGUUGGAGUUUGUGUUUCUUGCAAAAGAAAAUCACAUUGCACUGUUUCAACUGAAAUAACAUGCUCUGAAUUUUCACCUUGAAUUGUAAUUUUUCAUUUCCCUUGGUGUGCUUACAGCUUGUAUGACGUGUGAAAAGUGAUUGUAUGCACAUGCAUGUUUCCUAUGCCGAAGCGUAAAUUUGUUCAACACAAGCUCCUUACACACAUUCACACUGUGUUCAUUCAGAGAAGUGAAGCUGCCCUCGUUUGUACAAUCUGAUGAAGAGUGUGAUCUGAAUGGAAAAUGGAUGUUUUUGAUGAAAGCAGUGCUGUCAAAUGAUUA
Molecule: messenger RNA, 6555 nt
Organism: Cheilinus undulatus (humphead wrasse)
Lineage: Eukaryota; Metazoa; Chordata; Actinopteri; Labriformes; Labridae
Exons: 5
Coding region: 317-2275 (652 amino acids)
Molecular function (GO): protein binding
Source: RefSeq, a predicted model, not a curated record